Aaosphaeria arxii CBS 175.79 is the source of this 1693-nucleotide messenger RNA. RefSeq names its product amino acid transporter. NCBI's taxonomy places the organism in Eukaryota, Fungi, Ascomycota, Dothideomycetes, Pleosporales. Gene Ontology annotation, biological process: amino acid transmembrane transport. Gene Ontology annotation, molecular function: L-amino acid transmembrane transporter activity. The transcript is spliced from 3 exons. Gene Ontology annotation, cellular component: membrane. The coding region runs from base 1 to 1608 and encodes 535 amino acids. The record is from RefSeq and is a predicted model, not a curated record.
AUGGACAUCAUUCAAGAUGACAGACCUGAGGGAAACAUCCGUGAAGAGCAGGAGACGAGCAAACCAGGCACUUCGGAAACAGAACCUCUCCUGUCUCGUCAAUCAACUCCUACCAUAAAAGUCAAUCGGCAACCGCCGCAACUUUCAACUCGCCACGCCUUUGCCGUCCUUGUAAGCAUUCAGAUUGGCUCUGGCAUCUUUGCGUCUCCAGCUCAGGUCGACAGCAAUGUGCCUUCUCCAGGGGCAGCAUUGCUCGUUUGGGUACUCGGUGGUCUGCUCUCUUGGGCUGGAGCAGCGUCCUUCGCAGAGUUAGGAGCAGCACUCCCCCGAAACGGAGGAAUGCAGGAGUACCUUCGACAUGUAUUUGGGGAUACGAUGGCGUUUUUGAUGGCUUGGAUCUAUAUCAUGGCAGUCAAGCCUUCAUCAAUGGCCAUUCAGAGCAUCGUUAUUGCCGAGUCUAUUGGCUCCGUGAGUUCCAACGAAGACUUAUCUGCCUGGGUACUGAAAGCUAUCGCUGUAUUAGCCUUUACGUCCAUGGUGCUCAUUAACUCUAUCAACACUAAGAUAACUCUAAAACUUAGUGAGGGGUUCACUGCUGUCAAGAUUCUGACAGUAGCGUUGAUCGUCAUUGGUGGAAUCAUUGCGAUCAUUGCCCAUUCUGUAAAUCCCAACUCAUCGUUGGGUGGAGGACAGGAUUGGUAUUCCAGGAACUGGUUCUCAACGAGACCAAGUAUCGCAGACGGUCACACCAUAGACUGGAAUGCCAUCAGUGCAUGGGAUCGGUACGGGCAUUACUGUGCGGCUAUUUACGCAGGACUAUGGGCUUUCGAUGGCUGGGAUAACGCGAACGUAGUGGCAAGCGAAAUCAAGAACCCAGGAAAGACCCUUCCCAAGGCUAUCAAAGCUGCCAUGAUAGUCGUCCUCAGCUCAUUCGAGCUUGUGAACAUUGCAUACUAUAUCCUCCUCCCGUGGGACAUGAUGAGUUCCAGCAAUGCGGUGGCUGUCGCAGCUGCCAGUGCUCUGCUGGGCCACCCUGCAGGGAUUCUAAUUACUUUACUAGUUGCCUCGUCCUGCGCUGGGUCAAUCACCAGCAACGUAUUCGCUGUCGGGCGGCUCACGGUGGCCGCUUCCCAGCGACAUUAUCUCCCCGGAUUUCUGAGCAGGCGAGGUCUCCCGACUUUACGAAACAAGUCUGCAGCGCCAUCUUCGCCCACCGUCAACGAACCAUUGGUACAAUCGUCGUUUACGGAUGAGGAUAUACCAACUGCCACGUGUGACGCUCCUAUUUACGCAAAUAUCCUAGCUUUCGUAGUAACAAUCAUCUACAUCCUAACAGGCAGCUUUCGCGCCCUUCUCACCUUUGUCGGUAUGGCCGAAUGGGUGUUCUACGUCAGCACUGUAAUAGGGCUGUUAAUUCUCCGUCGCCGGGAACCUCAUUUGCAAAGACCAUACCGACCGACCAUCGUACUACCAUUCGUCUUCGUGAUCGUGGGGCUUCUGGUAAUCAUUCGCUCUGCCAUGUUUGCACCAGUGCAAAGUGGCGUGCUCGCGGGACUCCUGGUCGCUGGCACUGUGGUGUCCAAAGUUCAAGGACAGGUAAACGAAUAGAAAGGGGGACAAGGAUAAUUGGAUGUGUUUGAAUAUAUUAUUUCUAUCGCUGUAUAUACUGCUAAUAAACAUUAAACAAAAAACC